This is a messenger RNA of Cuscuta epithymum, 1214 nucleotides long. Lineage: Eukaryota; Viridiplantae; Streptophyta; Magnoliopsida; Solanales; Convolvulaceae. The record is from the annotation of a GenBank genome assembly.
UAUCAAUAAAUAACUCGGCGUACGAAGUUUGAAGAUAGACGGCGUCAAAAGUCAUUUAACGCGUUACCUUGACUCGUGUCCAGCCGUCAGAUCAGAGGCCCGUAAACGUGGACGGCCCACGUUCCUCGACAGGCAAGUAAGGCGUGACAGCUAGUGUAAAACGCAGACCCAGCGCUGGUGCGUUGUCCGCUAAUCAUUAGUUACAGUUAAUUAUUUCAAAUUUUAUUUUUUAUUUUGAAUUUUCAAACCGACCUUUGGUUUUCUUUUUAAUUAUUUUCCACAAAUUAUUCGGCUUCUUUUUUUUUCCCCAUCUUUCCUCUUUGUCGCUUAUAUAUACUCCUUUAUUCUCCGAUCAACAACGCCAGAUCUAGAUUGUUCUUCGAGAGUUUACCGUCUGUUUGAAGUGAUAUUUGCUCAUCUUCUCUCCAGAUCUCAUCUCUACUUUGAAGAUCAGAUAUGGCUUGCUCUAAUGCCUUCCUUGUUUCGCUGCUCGUUUUGGCGGUUGUUGGAUCUGCUUUAGGUCAGGCUCCGGCAGCCUCUCCGACGAAACCCGCCUCGCCUGCGCCGAAGAAAGCUUCGACUCCAGUUGCGUCUCCGACCGCCACUCCGCCAUCUUCGUCUGCGACGCCUCCUACCGCAGCUACUCCUGCUCAGACCCCUCCAGCCACCGCGUCUCCGCCUUCCCCUGGCAUCGCUUCUUCUCCCACCACGGCCACGGGUCCAAGCAGUGUAACUCCUUCAACAAUCGCAUCUCCUGGCGGUUCACCUGCGCUCGCGCCGAAUGCUAACAGCGCUGCCGCUUUGAACAGAGUCGCACUUGCCGGAUCUGCAGCGGCAGCUUUCCUCGCCGCCUCACUGCUGUUCUAAACUCUCGGAUCUGCGGGAUGACGGAGCCUCCUGUCACAUUCGCUGGAUCUGACGAUUUAGGUUUUUUCACUUAGCUAUAUGUUUUUGUUUUUUGUUUCACUUUCGUUUAUUGCUCCGGCUUUGAGCGGGGGCGGUGUUUAUCGGUGGCGAUUGAGGGGAGAGUGGGUACAUUGACUGACCUCGAUUCGUUGUUGACUUAUUGUUGUUCAUUGUUACUAUUUGUGAUGAUAUCUACUACUGCUAUAUUAUUUGUAUUACUCUUGAUACUGUUAUGGAAAUAUCAUUAUAUUUUUACUCUCGAUUUCCCAAUCCCUUGUUUUGAUCCAAAGCAUUAAACUCAAACUGAC